Messenger RNA from Penicillium brasilianum, 2297 nucleotides. The record is from the annotation of a GenBank genome assembly. Lineage: Eukaryota; Fungi; Ascomycota; Eurotiomycetes; Eurotiales; Aspergillaceae.
GCUGAGUCGGUAGUGACACUCAAGUGCCAUGCUUUGGAAUGCGAUCGGUGAAAUUCGUCUCGCUAGGAUGAGGAUACUGUAUAUUCUUUUCGUUAUGGUCAAUCGGCAGGGGAGGUAUUGGUGGACCAGACUCUCUUUAACAUACUUUGUUCAAUAGGGGGAGCACACGGCAAUGAGUAGGGGCAGCACCAUCCCUUUUAGUGGAAGCUAAGAGGUAAUGAUGUCCGUGUAACCCAUCUCAUCUGACGAACGUUGUGGGGCGAUCUCGUACGUCUCUGCCCUGUCUUCCACGGCCGUUUAAAGUGCGCAAGACCCAGAUGAAUCUCAUCAUGUCGCAUUUCUUUCCCCCUUUACCUUCUUUCUGAGCGGUCGCCCCUUGGCUGUUCAAUAUGGGUCCAAUGCGCAAGGUUCUGUUCCUCACCAACAGCGAACUAGGACAAUGCAAUGUUGCCUUUGCAGUGGCCGAGGAAUUCUUGCGCCGCGGUGAAUUCGCCGUACAUCUCGGCUCAUAUAGCCCACUGGCUGGGCCAGUCGAUGAAUUGAACAAACGCGUGGAUUGCGGUCGAUCGGUGGAAUUCCACGAGAUCCCGGGUCCUUCAAUGACCGAUUUGGCGGUUCACAGUAAUGUUGGUCUUCUAUUUCAUCGACCCGGGGUGAAAGGUGCGACGCAAGGCUUUCGGAAAGUUGCUACCGCUAUGAAGAAUUGGAGGCCAUCAGAGUAUCAUAAAGCCUACAAGAGCUGUAUAGCUAUGAUCGACAAAUUGCGCCCGGACAUCGUGGUGAUAGAUCCGAUUCUGCAUGUUGGAUUAGAUGCAUGUCGAAGUGCCAAAGCUAGAGUCGCUAUACUUUGGCCUGUUCCUCUGAAGGAUGUGGUUAUCGCUAUUCAACCCAAGGCUGGGAUACUCUGGAAAUACCCUGUUACGGGCUCAGGGUACCCGUUCCCACUACCAUGGAAGCUCAUAUUCAACAAUAUCUAUCUAGUUUUCCGGGUGGUUAUGACACUAGCAACCGGAAAAUCAGAGCCCGAUGAGCUCGAAGAUGGCAAGAAACCGGAAGGACGAAGUCCAUUCCCCUUGGUGAACGCAUAUUCAAAGGACUCUUUAAGCUUAACACCUGCCUUUAAAGAACUCGAUUUUCCACUGCAUGUCCCAAACAAUGUCAUCAGUUGUGGUCCAAUUCUCCGGCAAUGCCAACCUCUCUCGACAGCAGAUCCAGAGCUGGAGGCGUGGCUCACGAAACCCACCGUUUUGAUCAGUCUUGGGUCACACGUUCGACUAUCCGAGUUUAUUGCCGUUCAGAUGGCGAUGGGAGUCCGGACAGUCAUUCAAAAACGUCCUGAUUUGAGAGUUUUGUGGAAGCUCAUGUAUGACUGGGAGAGUUCAGAUGAGUUCCAAAAGGUGUUGGGCUCGUCCAUCACCGUUGGAUCGGUCAAGGUGGUGUCCUGGAUCCAGGCAGAUAUCAUGUCUGUUCUGGAUACUGGUCGGAUCACCACUUAUGUCCACCACGGCGGGGCUAAUUCUUAUUUUGAAGCAUGCAAGGUCGGUGUUCCCCAAGUUGUACUACCCCAAUGGCUUGACACCUAUGACUGUGCAACCCGGGUUGAAUGGCUUGGAAUCGGAAUCAACGGCAGUCGAUCUGCAGCACCCGGCGUCAAGGCCGAGGAAUUCUCAAAGGCUUUACUCCACGUUCUGAGCGAUGAGGGAAUUCAUGCCAAGUCGGCUGCGGUAAAGAAACUCUGUGAGGGUGAAGGCCGCAUAGAAGCUCAUGACCGCAUUGUUGAAUUUGUACACAUUAGCAGCCACGCAUGAUGAAAUUCUCUGACAAAUAUACCCGAUCGCUUUCCCUGUUAUCUCGCAAAGUAUUCUCGCUGGGCUUCGAGAAUGGUCGGUUUCUGAUGUGGGUAUUUGAACCCUGACAGGAACCCAAACACCGCAAAACACCGUAGCCGUAACUGAAAAACGCGUAGAUUGCUAAGAAUGAUAUUAUGAUCGUAGGUUUGAUGGAACGAUUCAAAACCAAAACACCAACAGCACGGCGAGGCCCGACAAGCUGAAUCGGCUCACGCCAACUCCCUCAGAACUCGAUAGACGUCCUCCCUAGCCUGACGCAACUCCUCGUCAACCUCACCAUUGAUAUGCCGAGACUUCACUUCAUAGUGUAGCUGGACAAGCUCUUUGGCGCGUUGCAAGGCUUCAUGUUUGAUAGCUUGACCAUCCGAGGCUGCAACCGUCUCACUCUCAGCAGGCGGCUCUUUGGCGGAUACCGCUGGACCACCGACAAGUGCAAGGGCCUCAUUG